This is a messenger RNA of Gymnogyps californianus (California condor), 2360 nucleotides long. RefSeq names its product SMAD specific E3 ubiquitin protein ligase 1 (gene SMURF1). Lineage: Eukaryota; Metazoa; Chordata; Aves; Accipitriformes; Cathartidae. Bases 23 to 2221 code for a protein of 732 amino acids. Gene Ontology annotation, molecular function: ubiquitin protein ligase activity; protein binding. The transcript has 18 exons. Gene Ontology annotation, biological process: ubiquitin-dependent protein catabolic process; negative regulation of BMP signaling pathway. The record is from RefSeq and is a predicted model, not a curated record.
GCUGCUGCUGUUUCCCAGCGCGAUGUCGAAUCCCGGUACCCGCCGGAACGGCUCCAGCAUCAAGAUCCGCCUCACAGUAUUAUGUGCCAAGAAUCUUGCAAAGAAAGAUUUCUUCAGACUUCCUGACCCAUUCGCAAAAAUAGUUGUUGAUGGGUCAGGUCAGUGCCAUUCAACUGACACUGUGAAGAACACAUUGGACCCCAAAUGGAACCAGCAUUACGAUCUAUAUGUUGGGAAGACAGAUUCUAUAACCAUCAGUGUAUGGAACCAUAAAAAAAUCCACAAGAAACAGGGAGCUGGCUUCCUGGGGUGUGUCCGACUCCUCUCCAAUGCCAUCAGCAGGCUAAAAGAUACUGGAUACCAGCGUUUGGAUCUAUGCAAACUAAAUCCCACAGAUACCGAUGCUGUACGAGGCCAAAUAGUGGUCAGUUUACAGACACGGGACAGAAUAGGCACAGGAGGUUCUGUAGUAGACUGUAGAGGGCUUUUGGAGAAUGAAGGAACGGUUUAUGAAGAUUCUGGACCGGGAAGGCCGCUGAGCUGUUUUAUGGAAGAACCAGCACCGUAUACAGACACUACGGGGGCUGCUGGCGGAGGCAACUGUCGCUUCGUGGAGUCCCCCAGUCAAGAUCAGAGGCUUCAGGCACAGCGACUUCGGACUCCUGAAGUCAGAGGUCAUGUACAGACACCUCAGAACAGACCGCACGGUCACCAGUCGCCUGACCUACCAGAAGGCUACGAACAAAGAACAACGGUACAGGGACAGGUUUAUUUUUUGCACACACAGACUGGAGUUAGCACAUGGCAUGACCCUAGGAUACCAAGAGACCUUAACAGUGUGAAUUGCGAUGAACUAGGACCUUUGCCUCCAGGUUGGGAAGUUAGAAGUACAGUUUCAGGAAGAAUAUAUUUUGUAGAUCAUAACAACAGAACCACACAAUUCACAGAUCCACGACUACAUCACAUCAUGAACCAUCAAUGCCAGCUAAAAGAGCCCAGCCAGCAGCCUCUGCCAGCUCCAAAUGAGGGCUCACUAGAAGACGGUGAGGAGUUGCCUGCGCAGAGAUAUGAACGAGACUUGGUACAAAAGUUGAAAGUUCUUAGACAUGAGCUCUCUCUUCAGCAACCACAGGCUGGUCACUGUCGCAUUGAAGUAUCCAGAGAGGAAAUAUUUGAGGAAUCCUACCGUCAGAUAAUGAAGAUGAGGCCAAAGGACUUGAAAAAGAGGCUUAUGGUGAAAUUUCGAGGAGAGGAAGGCCUGGAUUAUGGAGGAGUAGCAAGAGAAUGGUUGUAUUUACUGUGCCAUGAAAUGUUGAAUCCCUAUUAUGGACUCUUCCAGUACUCCACAGAUAAUAUUUACAUGCUGCAAAUCAAUCCAGACUCUUCUAUCAAUCCUGACCAUUUGUCUUAUUUCCAUUUUGUUGGUCGGAUAAUGGGUUUGGCUGUGUUCCAUGGACACUAUAUCAAUGGGGGUUUCACGGUUCCCUUUUACAAACAGCUGCUGGGGAAGCCCAUUCAGCUCUCCGAUCUGGAAUCUGUUGACCCAGAAUUACACAAAAGUUUAGUCUGGAUCUUAGAGAACGAUAUCACCCCAGUUCUGGACCAUACAUUUUGUGUGGAACACAAUGCUUUUGGGCGGAUUUUACAGCAUGAACUCAAACCAAAUGGCAGGAAUAUUCCAGUGACAGAAGAGAACAAGAAAGAAUAUGUCAGGUUGUAUGUAAACUGGCGAUUUAUGAGAGGAAUAGAGGCACAGUUCCUGGCUCUGCAGAAAGGUUUUAAUGAACUUAUUCCUCAACAUCUCCUUAAGCCUUUCGACCAGAAGGAACUUGAGCUAAUCAUAGGAGGUCUGGAUAAGAUAGACCUGAAUGACUGGAAGUCAAACACACGUCUAAAGCACUGCAUGGCAGAUAGCAAUAUUGUGAAGUGGUUCUGGCAAGCAGUGGAAACAUUUGAUGAAGAAAGAAGGGCAAGGCUGCUGCAGUUUGUGACGGGUUCGACGCGUGUCCCACUUCAAGGUUUCAAGGCUUUACAAGGUUCUACAGGCGCUGCAGGACCCAGACUGUUUACCAUCCAUUUAAUAGAUGCAAACACAGACAACCUUCCAAAAGCCCACACUUGCUUUAACCGGAUUGACAUUCCGCCUUAUGAGUCAUACGAGAAGCUUUAUGAGAAGCUGUUGACAGCUGUGGAAGAGACAUGUGGGUUUGCUGUGGAGUGAAAAAGCAACCAAAGGAAACAGAUGCUAGCUCAUGGACCACCAAAUCAAAAGCUAGAAGAAGCUUGCUGUGAACUUCCUGCUAAGCUGUCUGAAGCAUCGGAACUCUAGACAACUUAGAGAUGGGGCUGUUUCCCUUCCG